GUAAACAAUCGUCAAUUCAACAAACGGUAGUACAUGGAGUCUGUACUCAGAACAUCAACCCUCCCUGUUGUGUGUCUUCUAGUUGUACACUAUGUAGCAGAGACCCAGGGCGGCGCGGCGUGUGACAGCCCCUAUAUCAACAACGGGAGACCAGUUAAUAUACCAGAAGAGGAGUAUGCCAAGUACUGCUGUAAGGCGAAAUAUUACCCCCCAUUCACCACAGCCUCCCGGUUCGACUGUGCUUCGGAAGGCGGGUGUUGCGGGGAAGUCGACAAGCAGUACUGCUGUGAUCUAGACAAAGUCGCUCUUCAGUUGGGUUUAGGCAUUGGGGCAGGUGCUAUUGUACUUCUGGUCAUAAUCGCUGUCAUCGUGUGCUGCUGUCUCAAGUCCGCAGGCUAUACCUGCAAUGAUUGUUGUAAAGAUUGGAACAAGCCAUUAGAUUUAACAACAUGGAACAACGGCACACGCUCUAACUUCGCUUUAGACAACACAUGGGGUGAUUACAGGGAUACCAGAGAGGGUGUAUACAGGACUUCCCGACAGGUUGCUAACGAGAAUACCCGAUCAAAUGCCAGUAUUUCCUUCCACCGUGAACGCGACACCGAACCUGUAUCUACCAUCGUAAUGUCCCCCACAGCGCCCCCAGCAUAUGUUCCAGAUGUUCCACCAGAUGCCCCGCCCCCGUCCUAUACUGAAGUCAUACGAAAUCCGCAUGUAUUCCCCCGUACUGAUAAGGGCAACGGUAUAUAGAGCAUAGGAGUGAAUGAGUGGGCAAGCUUAGUUUUUGCCGGCUUUAGCAAUAAUCCAGCAAUAUCACGGCGGGUGACAACAGAAAUGGGGCUCACACAUUGUACCCAUGUAGGAAAUCGAACCCAUGACGAGCAAACGCUUCAGCAACUAGGCUACACCUUACAUCGGGACUGAUUAAGCGAAAUUGUUGGCACUGUUUCGUGAUCCUUGAGUGGGAAAAUAAC
Molecule: messenger RNA, 974 nt
Organism: Haliotis rubra (blacklip abalone)
Lineage: Eukaryota; Metazoa; Mollusca; Gastropoda; Lepetellida; Haliotidae
Exons: 5
Coding region: 34-750 (238 amino acids)
Source: RefSeq, a predicted model, not a curated record